CACCACGCCGUUGCUAUGGCGAUUGGCUGGUAGGCGGGGCUAAGGGCUGUGCCGUGCGAGUUCCCAGCAUGCUGCGCGCCUUGACCGGCUUCUCCUCUGCAGCUCCUCCCCCGGCUCUCUGACAGUCACCAUGGCGCCUGUGUACAGCAAGUACCUGACUGUCCGCAACUGCUCGGCCACCGGGGCGGCGCUCCUCCUGCUCUACCUGAUCAACAAGCGGAAGGGAGCGAGCGGGAAGAAAGGUGGAAGGACGCCAUCACAGAACAAUGAGAAAGAUGGAAAGAAAGAAAAAGCGGUGGUGGACAGGGUCUUCUUUGCACGGAUUGGUCGCAUCUUGAAAAUAUUAGUACCAAAAACUGUAUGUAAAGAGAGCGGAUAUCUGUUACUUAUAGCUGUCAUGCUGAUUGCACGCACAUACUGUGACGUUUGGAUGAUUCAGAAUGGCACUUUUAUUGAAAGUGGAAUUAUAAGCAGAAAUAGAGCAGUGUUCCAGAAGUACUUUUUCCAGUAUAUAGCUGCAAUUCCGCUGAUCUCAUUAGUAAAUAAUUUCUUGAAGUUUGGUCUCAAUGAACUGAAAUUAUGUUUCCGGGAGAAACUAACCAAGUACCUUUAUGAUGAAUACCUAAAAUCCUUUACUUAUUACAAAAUGGGAAACCUUGACAACCGGAUAGCCAAUGCUGAUCAGCUCCUUACGCAAGACGUUGAGAAAUUCUGUAACAGUGUGGUGGAUUUAUAUUCCAACUUAAGCAAGCCAUUUUUGGACAUCGUCCUGUACAUCUUCAAGUUGACAAGUGCAAUUGGCGCUCAGGGUCCAGCGAGCAUGAUGGGUUAUCUGCUAGUCUCAGGACUUUUCCUUACACGCCUCAGGAGGCCUAUUGGUAAAAUGACCAUUACCGAGCAGAGAUAUGAAGGCGAAUACAGAUAUGUAAACUCACGGCUCAUUACCAAUAGUGAAGAAAUUGCCUUUUACAAUGGGAAUAGAAGGGAAAAACUGACCAUUCACUCAGCCUUUAACAAACUGGUGGAGCAUUUGCAUAGUUUCAUUGUGUUCCGGUUUUCCAUGGGUUUCGUAGACGACAUUAUUGCCAAAUACUUUGCUACAGUCGUUGGAUAUCUGGUUGUCAGUCGUCCUUUCCUUAUCCCGAAUCAUCCACGGCAUCUGACCAGUACGCAUGCGGAGCUCCUGGAGGAUUACUACCAGAGCGGAAGGAUGUUACUGAGGAUGUCCCAAGCACUGGGCAGGAUUGUGCUGGCAGGACGUGAAAUGACCAGGCUUGCAGGUUUCACAGCCAGAAUUACAGAAUUGAUGCAAGUGCUGAAGGAUUUGAACCAAGGAAAAUAUGAACGUACUAUGGUUUCUCAACAGGAUAAAGAUACAGAAGCUCUUCCCAGAAUACCCUUAAUACCCGGAAGUGGAAGAAUUAUCAAUACUGACAAUAUCAUUAAGUUUGAUCAUGUUCCACUAGCAACACCAAAUGGAGAUAUUUUAAUCAGAGAUCUCGACUUUGAAGUGAGGUCGGGCACCAAUGUUCUUGUCUGUGGGCCAAAUGGCUGUGGGAAGAGCUCCCUUUUCCGAGUAUUAGGAGAGCUGUGGCCGCUUUUUGGCGGAUGUUUGACAAAACCUGAACGAGGAAAACUAUUUUAUGUACCCCAGAGACCGUAUAUGACUCUGGGGACAUUACGGGACCAAGUCAUCUAUCCAGACACACAUGAAGACCAGAAGCGGAAAGGUAUAUCCGAUAAGGUACUGAAGGACUACCUUGACAAUGUCCAGCUGGGCCAGAUUCUGGAACGUGAAGGUGGCUGGGAUAGUGUGCAGGAUUGGAUGGAUGUCCUCAGCGGAGGAGAGAAGCAAAGAAUGGCGAUGGCACGGCUAUUUUACCACAAGCCUCAGUUUGCAAUCUUGGACGAAUGCACGAGUGCUGUUAGUGUGGAUGUAGAAGGUUUCAUUUACAGCCACUGUAGGAAGGUUGGAAUAUCCUUGUUCACCGUGUCGCACAGAAAGUCAUUGUGGAAACACCAUGAGUACUACCUCCACAUGGAUGGCCGAGGCAACUAUGAGUUCAAGCAAAUCACGGAUGAAACGAUUGAGUUUGGAUCAUAGUGAUAAUUCUGAAAAUCAUGAAUUGAAAGUAACUCAUGGGGAAAAAAAACCUACAAAAUAGUUUUGUUUUUUUAAUUAGCAAAUUUUUGCCUAAUCCUAAACAAUCCAAGUCUAAUGUGUAGAAUGUUGACAACUGUGCAUACUAUUAUGUAAUUAUUAACACUACUGUACUAAGGGUGCACCGAAGUCCUCAUCGAGGUUCCAAUCGGCAGACCUGAUUAUUGAAUAUGAAAUCAACUACUUUGACUUUCUUGGCCAGUGCGGAGUGUGCCCAGCUUCCAAGGAGGAAGUGAAAAAUCACUAGUUUCUCAUGUUAGAGCCAAAGUCCUGUCUGUUUGUUAUUGAGCUUCCUCUUCAAGCAUUGAUUGGCUGGGACAGAAGGGUUUCUUGUGAUGGCAGUAAAAUAACAGAUGUAGCGUCCUUUUUUUUUUAUUGUUAAUCUCAGGUUAUAUAUUUUUUUUUUUGUCAAUUUGAGAUAUAGAAGAAGGACUAUGAGUAAGACCUGGUUAUUAUAGCUUUUACCCAAAUGUUGAUUAUGAUAAAGGCAAAAGCAGAAUUAAGGGUCAAACAGAGGCAGUACAUCAUUGAAUGGUUUUUACUGGGCCAAGGUGUAAUGUCUGCUAAGCAGACCACGCAAUCCUUGACAAUCGGACUGUACCCUAUGAAAAUCCGGCCACAGCUAUAUUUUCCGUUGGGUACGUCUGGUGGGACUUAAGCUGCAUGUCUUCACUUUUGUAUGUAACAGAUUUGUUCUUCCCACAUGCAGAUUUCAGUGGAAUUUUUUGGAUUCUUUCCAUGUGAUUUAUUAUAACCUAUUAACUUAAAGAAUAGUUGUUAAUUGGAUAGCUUUUUAUGUUUAACAAUGAGAUCACUGUGCAGGGAUAUAGACCAUUUAUUGUCAAUCUAGUUUGGCGAUAGAGGAAUUGAAUGGCAUGCACUGAUUAUGCAAUAAAUGGGAUCUACCCUGAUCCAGUGUGUUUACUGAAA
Molecule: messenger RNA, 3091 nt
Organism: Pseudophryne corroboree (corroboree frog)
Lineage: Eukaryota; Metazoa; Chordata; Amphibia; Anura; Myobatrachidae
Gene: ABCD3
Product: ATP binding cassette subfamily D member 3
Exons: 23
Coding region: 131-2104 (657 amino acids)
Biological process (GO): very long-chain fatty acid catabolic process; long-chain fatty acid import into peroxisome; fatty acid beta-oxidation
Cellular component (GO): peroxisome; peroxisomal membrane
Molecular function (GO): ABC-type transporter activity; long-chain fatty acid transmembrane transporter activity; ATP hydrolysis activity
Source: RefSeq, a predicted model, not a curated record